AUGCCACCCUACAAGUACGAGCAUCUCGGAACUGGCGACCGGUCGCCUCUCUCUUGUGCCCCUCCAGAAUCCGUAUCGACGACGGAAGAAGGCAUAACCUCGCGAAGGGGCUCCCAUCUUCCGUGGACGACUUCACCUGACCGCGCGUGGACGACGGCCUGGGUUUGGCUUUUCAGGAUCGUGCUUCUCGUCUGGAUGGUAAUCGUUGCCGCAGCGUCCUUGAUCGUCCUUGCGGAUCUAAGCCAGAGCUUGCGCAGAGUCGCCGUCGGCAGUGACCACUCCGGGAACGUCCCGGAUUUUCCGAGCGCGGUGAAGUACUUUGACUACAUCCCAGACUUUACUGUCGACGCUGCCGAAGCAUCGGACGCCGAGGUCGACAGCCUUCAAGAGCGGUGGAGUGAACUGAUUCCCAAGGGCAGAGGCUGGACGCAUGUAACGCACGGCCUAGACCAGCUGAGCCCUCCCUCAAGCGACGGCGAAGGCCAAGAGGUCCACGCGAUCGCCGUCUUUCACCAGAUUCAUUGCCUCUACACGAUCAUGGCCGACUACAACAACGCGGUCCGCAACAAGACCACCAUGCCGGCGCACGUUCGACACUGCUUCGAGUACCUACGCCUGACGCUCAUGUGCCACGCCGACACGACGCUCGAGGGCAGGCCCGAUGUCAUCCCUGACACCAUGUUCCAGCCGGCCGUCGCGGGGUCGCGCCACGCCUGCAGGGACUACGAUGCCGUCAAGGCCUGGGCGGCAGACCACCGAGCCAACGAGCAGACGGGCAUUUUGAAUGUUCACCACCAUGGGUGA
Molecule: messenger RNA, 804 nt
Organism: Pyricularia pennisetigena
Lineage: Eukaryota; Fungi; Ascomycota; Sordariomycetes; Magnaporthales; Pyriculariaceae
Exons: 4
Coding region: 1-804 (267 amino acids)
Biological process (GO): mycotoxin biosynthetic process
Source: RefSeq, a predicted model, not a curated record